Molecule: messenger RNA, 7676 nt
Organism: Colossoma macropomum (tambaqui)
Lineage: Eukaryota; Metazoa; Chordata; Actinopteri; Characiformes; Serrasalmidae
Gene: clip1a
Product: CAP-GLY domain containing linker protein 1a
Exons: 27
Coding region: 270-7052 (2260 amino acids)
Biological process (GO): positive regulation of microtubule polymerization; cytoplasmic microtubule organization
Cellular component (GO): cytoplasm; nucleus; microtubule plus-end
Molecular function (GO): microtubule plus-end binding
Source: RefSeq, a predicted model, not a curated record
CGCCGCCCGUCACUACUGAACUCCUCUUAAAUCCUCACAAGUACACGAAGUCAGAGGGAUUAGUUCUGUUCCUGGGCUCCGAGCUACUGCCUUGCUCUGUACACUGCAGAGUCAUUCUUUGAGCAGCACCACUUUUCUCACCCUUUUCCCUUUUUUUGUUUAUUAUUGUGGCCCUUUUAAAAGAGUAAAAGCGGUGCUGAUCUUUGUGAAACUGGGUCAAUGUUUUGUGGUAAAGCAAAGCCAUCUGACAAGGAAUAAACAGAGGAACCAUGAGCACAGCCAAGCCCAGUGGACUUAAAGCCCCAAGCAAGAUUAGCAGACCUGCAGGGUCUGGGACUACCAAAACAUCUCCUUCAAGUGGUCCCAAAGCAGUUCCAGGUGACAAAGCUGCAACUGAUGAGAAGGAUGCAUCUGAAGAGUUCAAGGUUGGAGACCGUGUGUGGGUCAAUGGCAACAAGCCAGGCUUCAUUCAGUUUCUAGGAGAGACACAAUUUGCUCCGGGACAGUGGGCAGGCAUCGUCCUGGACGAGCCUAUCGGAAAGAACGACGGCUCUGUGGCAGGAGUGCGAUACUUUCAGUCAGAGCCAUUGAGGGGUAUCUUCACACGGCCCUCUAAGCUUUCUCGUACUGAGGGUGAGGCCAAUGGGACGACGACAGCACCUGCUUCACCAACCCCUUCCACCACACCGCCACCGUCUGCUCCAUCAACAACCACUACCACCAAAAAAGCGGCCACGCCUACAAAACCUGACACGGCAGCUUCAAACCUCACUCGCUCAAACAGUGAGUCAGUGUCCAACCUGUCAGAGACUGGCUCGGUGAAGAAGGGCGAACGAGAGUUAAAGAUGGGCGAUCGUGUACUGGUUGGCGGUACCAAAGCUGGUGUAGUGCGUUUUUUAGGGGAAACAGAUUUUGCCAAAGGCGAGUGGUGUGGAGUUGAGCUGGAUGAGCCCUUAGGAAAAAAUGAUGGUGCAGUUGCUGGAACCAGGUACUUCCAGUGCCAGCCCAAAUAUGGUCUUUUUGCCCCUGUGCACAAAGUGACCCGCAUAGGCUUCCCUUCUACCACUCCUGCAAAGGCAAAGACCACAGUGCGAAAAGUAGUGGCUACACCAGCAGGUUUGAAACGCAGUCCAAGCACCUCCUCAAUCAGCUCUAUGAGUUCUGUGGCUUCGUCUGUAAGCGGCAAGCCCAGCCGUACAGGACUGUUAACAGAAACAUCGUCACGGUAUGCCCGUAAGAUUUCUGGAACCACAGCACUGCAGGAGGCACUGAAGGAGAAGCAGCAGCACAUCGAGCAGCUCCUCGCUGAGCGGGACCUGGAGCGGGCUGAGGUUGCCAAGGCAACCAGCCAUGUGGGGGAGAUGGAGGCGAAGAUGGAUCACCUGCGUACCCUGGUGGAGGCUGCAGACAGGGAAAAGGUGGAACUGCUGAACCAGCUGGAGGAAGAAAGGAGAAAAGUGGAGGACCUUCAGUUUCGAGUAGAAGAAGCUUGUAUUACCAAAGGCGAUUUGGAGACGCAGACCAGACUGGAGCAUGCCCUCCUUAAGGAGCUCGAGCAAAGUCUGCUCUUUGAAAAGACCAAAGCUGACAAACUCCAGAGGGAGUUAGAAGACUCUAGGGUUGCCACAGUGUCUGAGAAGUCACGCAUUCUGGAACUGGAAAGGGACCUUGCUUUGCGGGACAGAGAAGUGGCUGCCCUUCGGCAACACCUGGAGGCCAGACCUGGAGAGGGAGCUUCUACUCAGGACCCCACAACUGUAGUCCUUCAGGAAGAGGUCAAUUCACUCCGUGCCCAGCUGUCCUCUCUAAGAACUAGCCAUGAGGCAGAGCUGGCUGCCCUGAAUGCCAAGCUGGAGGCUGAAGAAAAAGCACAUUGUGAGGCUUUGGCUCAUAUCCAGGCCUCUUCAGCACUUUUAUCCAAAGACAAUGAACAGCUUCGCACACGAUUAAGCGAGGCAGAGAAGGAGAAUGCAGAUGUUAUUGAGCUCUGGCGCUCCAAGCUAGCCUCUGCCAUCACUUCACAUCAGCAAGCCAUGGAGGAAUUGAAGGCCUCUUCAGGUAAGGGGGUCACCGACUCUCAGGCAGUUGAACUUGUUGAGUUAAGGGAGGCUUAUGAAAGGCUGAAGGCAACGCACAGCCUGGAGCUGGAGGAGAGCAUAGCCAGGCACAAUGCUGAUGCUAAGAGGUGGAUGCAAGAAGGUGAAGAACUACAAAAACAGUUACUUUUUGUAACUGAAGAGAAGGAACGAUUGGUUGAAUCUCUGCGAACUAACCUGGAAAGCGUAGAGGAGCAGCACCUGGUGGAGAUGGAAGAAGCUUUGGGCAAGUUGCACAAUGCUGAACUUAGGAUAAAAGAGCUAGAGGAGGAAAGACUUAAGCUGGGACAGCAGGUGGAAGAGAAGGCCCAGGAGGUUGAGGACCAAAAAGCAGCCCUUCAAGCCCUUUGCUCUCAGCAGAGCCAAGGCAACCAGGAGGUUCAAAGUCUAUUAGCCCGUCUAGAAGAAGCAACAAGCAAGGCCAGGUCACAAGAAGGCAAGGUCACCGAGUUGACCUCUGUGCUUGAAGGCAAGCAGCAGGAGAUGGAGGGCCUGCAGCAGAGCAUGGCCUCACAGCAGCAAAUUAAUAGCUCUCUAGAGAAAGAGCUCCUUGACUUGAAAGAAAAGCUCACCACAUCUUUAAAUGAAAAAACAGAGUCCUCAAACGCUAUGCAAAAGUUACAAGAAAUGCUUAUCAAGAAAGAGGAUCAGUGCACAUCUCUUUUCACUGAAUCAGAAACACUCAAAGUCCAUCUUUCUGAUGCAGAGAUGAAAUUGAAAGCAGAUGAAGAGAAGCUUGACCAGCUAACUAAAGAUAAGACUAAGCUUGAAAAUGACAUUAGUGACUUGCUAAAAUCAUCUGGAGACAGCUCUGCUCAGCUGACGAAGAUGAUGGAAGACCUCAGUCAAAAAGAGAGGAGACUUGAGGAGCUUCAGAAUCAGCUUUUGGAGCAGAAGCAGUUAGUUGCUCGUUCUGAGGAAAGUAGGAAUCAGGAGCAGGCUCGAGCCAAACAAGAGAUGAAUGACACCGUUGGGAAACAUCAGGAAGAGGUUUGCACCCUUCAGGAGAAGAUGAGACAACUGGAGAAGAACGUAGAGAAGACUCAAGCUAAAGUUCAAGAAACCCAGGUGUCUGGAGAGAAAGAACUUGCCAAUGCUUUAGAGCAGCACUCAAAAGAGCUACAAGUGCUACACAGUCAAGUUGAAACAGCGCAACAACAGCUCUACCUGUCUGAAGAGAAGUGCCAAAAGCUCAAAGAAGAGGUGGAAGAGUUGAUGAUCUUGAAAGAAAAGGUUCAGUCGCUCACUGCUGAAUUGGCUUUCUCCAUGCAAAGGGCUGACAAACUUUCUUCUGAGAUUAAGGAUCUAAAGUUGUUGUCUGAACGUCUGUCUAAGGAAAGAGAUGUUCUUCAUGUUCGGAAGGAAGAUGCUGAGCAGCAAAUUUCAGAUUCUCAAUUGAAGAUAUCCAAUCUUGAGGUCAUUCUGGGGGAUCUUACGUCUAAAAAUAAGGAACUAACAGCACUAAAUGAACAGUUAAGCCAUGAAGUUAAAGAACUGUGUUUAACCAGCCAGCACUGGCAUGAGGAGAAGUCAGCAAUCAACACUGAGAAAGAAGAACUUUCCAAGGAGUUGCGGAAGAUAAUAAAAAAUCUGGAAGAAAUGAAAGCUGAGAAUGCUAUUCUGAAGGAGACUGGAGUGAAAAAUUUGAUACAAGUCAAAGAUCUUGAAAAGCGUAAUGCUGAGAGUCAACAGGUAAUUUUGAAGCAUCAGCAGGAGAUCCUGCAUCAAGAAGCAAACAGUACACAGUUAUCGCAGAAACACAAGGAGGUCUGUGAGGAAAGAGACAGGUUUCAGGAGAAGCUGAGAUGCUGCAAAGAGGAACUACAAUUUGUUAGAUCACUCUGUGCAAAGAAUGAAGAGCUUCGGUCAGUGCUACAGUCUGAGAAAGAGGAUCUGUCUUCCCAUAAUGCAAAGCUGCAAGCUGAAACUGAAUUUCUCCGCAGUGAGCAUGCAAAGAUUUCGGCAAAUCUCAAUUCUACUGUAUCAGACAAAGAGUGUCUGUUUGUUGAAAAUGCAGAGCUUCAGAAGCAGCUUCAGACCACCAAGACCGCAUUGGAAAAGUCUGGCAAAGAUAAUGUUGAGCUUCAAGCUUCUAAGGACAGCUUUGCAAGAAUGCUUGAAGAAAUCAAGACUAGUAGGGAAAUUACAGACUCUGAGAGGCUUGUACUUGUGCAAGAAAAGGAAGAUCUCCUUGAAACCCAGAGGAAGAUGUAUUCUGAGAAGCAAGAGCUAACUAAAGAAGUAGAAGUUCUUGUUGAAAAACUGCGCCUCAGCACGGAAGAGGCUAAUGCCACCAAUGAGAAGAUCCAGCUUGAAUCAACAGCUUUUGCCACAGAGAAGCAAAUAAUUUGUGAAAAGCUCACAGAGACAGAGAAUACCCUUCGCACCUUUGAAGCAGAGACAAAAUGCCUGAAGUCUGCUCUUGAAAAGAAAAAUAAUGAAAUAGAGCUUUUGGAACAACAAAUAAGUAGCUUAAAGGAGAAAAAUGACAAAGAAAUGUCUGAAAAGGCAUCUCUCUUGGCAGAGCAAAAGCAACUAGCAGCAGAUUUAGAAAGAGUAAAAGAUGACCUGAAGAACUCUCUGAUUGCAAAUGCUGACUUGCUAAAUGAGAAAACCAGUCUAGAAUCAGAUCUGGAAAAAAUGAAGCAGAUACAGGAGCAGAUAAGUUCAGAGAAGAUGAAACUGACACAGGAUAAUGCCAGUUUUCAAGAUCUUCUUGAGAAGAUGAAUUCUGAGACAAAGUCUCUAGAGAAGGCCAAAAUAAGUGCAAGUGAGGAAAAUCAGAAAUUACAACUCACCUUGGAUCAUGUGAAGCAGGAGCUUGCCCAGAAUAUUGACACAUUUGCAAAAGAUAAAAUGUCCCUUCUUUCCCAGCAAACGGAGUUAAACAAAGUCAUAGAGGAGCUUCAAAAGUCAAACAGUGAUCUGCUUCAGCAAGCUGAAGGCCUCUCCGAUCAGAACAAAUCUCUUUCAGAAGCCAAGAAUUGCUUAGAAACUCAUCAGCAAACUCUGGAAAAGGAAAAUAAUGACUUGUCUGCUAUUAACAAUAAACUUUCUAAAGAGGUUGAGGAACUUCUGCAAAGCAUUACCAGUUAUGACAAAGAAAAAGCCAGUCUCCUGGAAGUGCAGUCCAAGUUAAAUGCUGAAAUUGAAUCUAACAAGACUGAAAAGGAGAAGGCAGGGCUGGAGCAACAAUUACUGUUUAACCAAGUAGAAGAGUUACAUAAUUCACUUAAAGAGCUGUGUUCAGAGAGAAAAGAUCUUCCUGGAGCUUCCUGUAUUCAAAAAGUUGAGGAUAUAUUCUCUGUACUCCAGAAGGUCAAUGAAGAGAGAACUUCACUUACCAAAGAAAUUGAGCUAUUAAAAGCCCAAGAGAAGAAGAAUGAUGAGGUUAGAUCAGAUAUGAUUGUUGAAAAAGACCUACUGUCUUCCAAAAUUAAGAAGCUGGAGGUGGAAACUGCUUACCUCAUUAAGGAAAAGGGUGAUCUUGAAGCCUCACGUUGUUCUCUAGAGCAAGAGGUCCUGUCUCUUCGUCUUAGCCUGGAAACAAGUGACAAGAAGUGCUUUGACUAUCUAAUGAAGGUGAAAGAGAUGAAAGAAUCUCAGCUUUCUUUAAAAGAACGCCUACAAAAGCUUCAAGAUGACAAUGUUAAAUUGGAGGAGAAACAAAAAGCUGCAAAAAUGCAGGUGACCCUUUUAUCCAAGACACAGGAUGAGAUGGCCUCCAGUCUGGCUGCAGUGCAAGCUCAGAGGGAUUCAUUGCAGAUUGAAAAGGAAGAAGCCAACUCUUUGGUGAAUCAACUUAAGGCCCAAAAUAACAGUGUUCUAUCAAAGCAGCUUGAGGCUGCAGAGAGUGCUGGUCAGACUGCACGGGCCUUGGAGAGAUUGUCCGAAGAGAAGGUUGCCUUGCAAAAGGAGAAGCUGGAGGCAGAGACUCUAGUCCAGGAGUUCAGAAAAGCCAAACAGGAAAUGCAGGAUCAGCUGAACAGUCUGACAGAACAGAGCUCUCAGUACCAAGAAGAGCUGAAAAAAUCCAAAGACCAGGUGAAAUCUGCAAAUGAGAGGAUCAGCGGUCUUUGUAAAGAAAUUGAGGAGCUGAAAAAGGCAGCAUCUGAAAAGGUCUUGGCCAUUGAUGCUGUAACAAAGGAAAAGGCAAAGCUGGUUGAAGAACUUUCUAGCAGCCGAGAGGAAAAUGAAAGCAACCAAAGACUCAAGAAGGAAUUGGAAAGCCUCCAAAGUCAGUUGAAGGACAUGGAAAAGAGGGAGUAUGGUUUGAAGAGUGAAUCAGACAAGGAGAAAGCUGCGCUACAACAAUCUAUCCAAAAAAACAGUGCCUUGAUUGUAGAGCAGAAUAGAGAACUGGAGACACUAAGAAAUGAGGUAUCAGUGCUUCAUGGGGACAGUUCUUCAGCGAAGACACUGCAGUCCACUGUGAAGUCUCUAGAAAGUGAUAAAGUUCAGCUACAGGAGCAAGUUCGCGUUCUGGAAAGGAGCUUAGCUGAAGCACGAGCAGGCAGCCCUGGAGACGUCCCCUCAGCAGGUUCUUCUGUUCUGGACCAGUUGAAAGAAGCAAAAGAGACUGCGGAGAGUGAGGCAGCGAUUGAAUUCCUGAACUCUGUCAUCGUGGACCUACAGCGCAAAAAUGAAGAGCUGAAAGCUAGGCUUGAGAAAAUGGCCGAGGCAGCACUUAAUGGUAACACCGCCAGUGAGAUGGAUAAUCAUGAGAGCUUGGCUGAGGCUAAAACCAAAAAGAAACCCCCGCCACGCCUCUUCUGUGACAUCUGUGACUGCUUUGACCUCCACGACACAGAGGACUGUCCCACGCAGGAGCAGAUGCCUGACUCUCCCCCACACACCACGUACCAUGGCAGCCCCAACGAUGAGAGGCCUUACUGUGAUACCUGUGAGAUGUUUGGCCACUGGACCGAGUCUUGCAACGAUGACCAGACUUUCUAAAUCCUCGCCUCUUCCUUUUCCUCUUUAUUUAUACCUGCAAUACCACAUGCGCCUUCAAUAACGCACUGCACAGGUGUGUUCAUCUUUGUGUAGUGUGAGAGAGAGAGAGAGACUGUUUGUGUGUCCACUGGUUUGCCACGCGACACACAUCCUCAAUUUAAAAAUAUUAUAUAUAUGCUUGUCUAUGAUUUAAUGGUUUUGCAUACCUUCUAUUGCUGUAUUCAUGAAUCAGAAAAUCGUUUAUCAAGAAACGGUUAAACAGAUCUUUUUUUAUUUUUUUAUAAAUCCACUAUACUGAAUUUGACAGACUUGUAUGAUGAAUAUGGAUGGAGGAGGCAGGAGGUGUCUACUUAAAGCCAUCAGUGUGUUUUGGCAUCUCUGAUCUGUUCCAAAAACAAAGCAAAGGGCAUGACGUUCUCUGAAUGUCUGGCGAGAAAAAGCGCUACAAUCCUGAUGCACUUUACUCCCUGAUCCUCUUCCCUGUUUCUAGCUCACUGUAGAACAAAAUCGCUUUCCGUAUGAACAGAAUGUCAUUUAAAGAUGAUAUCGAUUCUGUAUGUGUGUGUUAGUGAUUUUGUUUUUUGGAAUAUCAUAUCUGUACAAAUAGAAAUAAAUAAUUAUUGU